AUGAACCCCACUUGCGCAGUGCUGCUAGUGGCAUUGGUCGGAUCGGCUUUCGGCUUCCCGCAGGUAAAGGAGCCAGUUCCGGUGCCCCAGGAUGGAACGAUUCUGAUUUCGAGACCAUCCGGACCGCUGCCCGUAGAGCUUCAACAAAAUGCCCCCGUUGAGCAGGAGAUAGUCCCGGAAGCAGAGCCACAAAAUGAUGAACCUGCCCCAGCUGCGGCUGUUGUUGAUCCGGUUGAGUUGGCUCAGGUUAACCAGGACCAGGAAGCUGUCCGUGCCAAGCGUCAGUUUGGAUACGGCGAAAUAGAUGUUGAAAUCGAUGUUGUUGGAGGCGGUGGAUUCAAUGGUGGUGGCUAUCCGGGAUACGGAGGAUACGGUGGAUACGAUGAAGGUUAUGGCGGAUAUGGUGAAGGCUAUGGAGGGUAUGGCGGAUACGGUGAAUUCGGAAACCGUCGUCAUCACAACCGUGGAUAA
Ochlerotatus camptorhynchus is the source of this 471-nucleotide messenger RNA. Its product is annotated as heterogeneous nuclear ribonucleoprotein A2 homolog 1-like. The transcript has a single exon. Bases 1 to 471 code for a protein of 156 amino acids. The record is from RefSeq and is a predicted model, not a curated record. NCBI's taxonomy places the organism in Eukaryota, Metazoa, Arthropoda, Insecta, Diptera, Culicidae.